CUCAUCAUACAUUGUUAAGCAGGUAGAACUGUUAGCUGAGGCUUUUAAAAUUGUCGAUUCCCUUUCGCCAUUUUUAAAGUACAGAUGGAAAGAUGAAGAGUGAUGUUAUAAUGAUGUCGAUGCCUUUUAUACACAUUCGUUACAGCUAAGGACUUUUGAGGACGGGAUCAGCCUAAGAAUGCACGCCUUUGCGCUAGUUCUGACGAUCAUCAUGUUAAUUCAGGGGAAAAUAACAUCCGGUGUAACCUACUUCUUCAGCUCUAACCAAUUGUCUUUGAAUGAUGCUGUAGAUUUCUGCCAGAGUAACCAUGGUCAUAUCAGUUCGUUUGACAGCCAGGCCACUUGGAACAACUAUAAAGAUGAAAUGAAUUCUCUUGGCAAGUGCGACACUCGUUAUUGGGCAAGUAACGUAUUGGAUAGUUGUCUGAAUGGAAAAUGGACGUAUAGUGGCUGGGGAAUAUGGGACGGCUCUCACGAACCCGAUGAUUGCCCUGAUUCAAAGUGCGUCACUGUGAUAUGCAAAGGAAUGAGAACAAGGGAUUGUUCCGGCUCUUAUUUUACUCUUUGCAGUAAAGAUCUUUCAACGACGGCAAAAACUACGGCGUCAACGAAUAACCCUACUACAGCACAAACUACGGCGUCAACGAAUAACCCCACUACAGCACAAACUACAGCGUCAACGAAUAACCCCACUACAGCACAAACUACAGCGUCAACGAAUAACCCCACUACAGCACGAACUACGGCGUCAACGAAUGACCCCACUACAGCACAAACUACAGCGUCAACGAAUAACCCUACUACAGCACAAACUACGGCGUCAACGAAUAACCCCACUACAGCACAAACUACGGCGUCAACGAAUAACCCUACUACAGCACAAACUACAGCGUCAACGAAUAACCCUACUACAGCACAAACUACGGCGUCAACGAAUAACCCCACUACAGCACAAACUACGGCGUCAACGAAUAACCCCACUACAGCACGAACUACGGCGUCAACGAAUGACCCCACUACAGCACAAACUACGGCGUCAACGAAUAACCCUACUACAGCACAAACUACAGCGUCAACGAAUAACCCUACUACAGCACAAACUACAGCGUCAACGAAUGACCCCACUACAGCACAAACUACAGCGCCAACGAAUAACCCCACUACAGCACUAACUACAGCGUCAACGAAUAACCCCACUACAGCACAAACUACAGCGUCAACGAAUAACCCCACUACAGCACAAACUACAGCGUCAACUAAUAACCCCACUACAGCACAAACUACAGCGUCAACGAAUAACCCCACUACAGUACUAACUACGUUAACCAAUGCCCGCACUACAGCACUAACUACGUUAACCAAUACCCGCACUACAGCACUAACUACGUUAACCAAUGCCCGCACUACAGCACUAACUACGUUAACCAAUGCCCGCACUACAGAUGGCGAGACUUCUUCACAAAACACACGUAUAUCAGAUUUCACGUCUGACGUCAGUACCACGACACAAACCACACUGGACUCCGUCAGUAAAAUUAACUGCAACUUGUGUUGUGUUGUAAAUAACACGAGUAGACAACUCAACCAGGAAGAGUUGAACAACGUCAUACAAAAACUUAGGAAUGAGCUCGCUGUAAACAAAACUAAUUUGUCUGCCUACCGCCGUAAGCUAAUUAGUGUGUAUGACCCCCGGCCCAGCGUUGUCGCCGUGGGAGGUGUGGCCAUAGGUAUUCUGGCUAGUAUCAUCAGCACAUUUAUUAUCCUUGACUUGGCCAGGCUUUUCAGGUUACAUUCUAAAGAGCAGUAGAAACAGAACGUGUUACUGGUUCGACACUUAAUCUAUUAGAACCGUGAAACAACCAACCGGUUCAAGUAGAGUAAUUUAUUCAAGUUAUGUAAUUAGUUUCAUUGAAUAAAGAUCAUUUUUA
Messenger RNA from Pecten maximus, 1928 nucleotides. RefSeq lists its product as uncharacterized. The transcript is spliced from 4 exons. The record is from RefSeq and is a predicted model, not a curated record. Lineage: Eukaryota; Metazoa; Mollusca; Bivalvia; Pectinida; Pectinidae. Bases 179 to 1807 code for a protein of 542 amino acids.